GGAAUAAGCCAUGGUAUUCGUGGUCCUAAGACUUGGUUCUACAUGCUUCCCGAUUCGAUUCGCAUUGCGGGACUCUGCGUCGCAUUGACGAUCAAACAUGCUCAGGAUGACGUGGUGAUUAUCGACAGCUUCGAUAGCUUACCGUUUGAAGACCCACAGGUGAGUGCUGUAGCUGUUGUUUGUCAGCUUCAGUUUAUUGUUCGCUGUUUUUAAAA
Molecule: messenger RNA, 215 nt
Organism: Soboliphyme baturini
Lineage: Eukaryota; Metazoa; Nematoda; Enoplea; Dioctophymatida; Soboliphymatidae
Source: the annotation of a GenBank genome assembly